Closterium sp. NIES-67 is the source of this 6474-nucleotide messenger RNA. The record is from the annotation of a GenBank genome assembly. Lineage: Eukaryota; Viridiplantae; Streptophyta; Zygnematophyceae; Desmidiales; Closteriaceae.
AAAUCCACCGCCCUGCCAGAGUCAGUCGAAACUGUGCCUGGUUGACGAAGCGAAACCCUCGUUUCCGAGGCUCCAUGGGACCAUGAGAACACGCGAAAAGCAGCCAUUCCUUGCGCCGUGGGAGUGAGCCAGCAAGCUAAGGAGGGAAGGAACACUCGAGGAAGAAAGCUGAAGGGAGCUCAAAAACUGGCUACUAAUUGUGUAAGAACGAUAUGUCACAACGCGAGAUCUAAAGGAGCACACCGUUCGACGAAGCAUAGUCGCUACCACGCGGAUCAGACCCAGAUUUGACAAAUUUCCCUUAUGUUUUGUUUUUAAAUAAUAGACGCCGGAUGAAGUGACAGAGCGAGUCCGAGCGUCUCUUGCUCAAGAUGCUGACGAGACAUCCAUGAUGAAGCAGAGACAUCAUGCCUCCUGAUCUAAUGCACACCCACGCCUUUCUCCAAGAAAAGCCUGAGAAGAAAAUAAGAGUGGAGGAGAUGCGACCCUCUGCCCCUGUGGACCUCAACGCCCCUGUUGACCUUCACGGAUGGCAGGCACCUGACAAAGCACCUGAAGAAUCACCUGGCGCGUCUGGUGCCAUUUUACGCCUCCAAGAUUCGGUACCUUCAGCCACGCUUCGCUCUGUUGGGCUGAGGAUAGGAGAGGCAGGACGAGGGGGGAGAGCGAAAGGGAUUGGAGGGGCAAGUGAGAGGACACUAGGAGAGGAGAGCGAGGAGGGAGAGGAGGGAGAGGAGGGAGGGGAAGGAGAGGAGGGAGAGGAGGGGACGGGGGGACAGGAGGCAGAGGAGGGAAGAGAUGGAGGGGAGGUAGGACAGGUGAGUAGAGUGUUUGGGGGUACAGCAGAAAUAGGAGGCAUGGGAGCGUUCUUGAGAGGAGACAACAGAGAUGCCAUUGUGGGGCAUGGUGUUGGUGUUGGUGCUGGUGCUGGUGCGGUGGAGGGGAGAAUGAGCGGUGAAAGCCAUGAUGAGAGGCGUGAAAGGGACGAGAGAGGAAGCAGGAAGAAUCCACUGAGGGUUGGCAGGGAGAGUGGUGGGGAAAACACAGAAGAGCACCAGCAGGGCAAGCAGGAGCAGCAUGAGCAGCAGGAGAAAUCGUCAGCGCUUCGGAGCCCCCGUUCCUUCCUUGCCUCCUUGUCCGCCUCAGCAGGGUUCCGUGCCAGCAAGGAGAGGAGCAAGGAGGGGAGUAGGGAGGGGAGCAGGGAGGGGAGUAGUGAGGGGAGCGGCAGGGAUGGGGGCAGAGAAGUGGCGGGGCGGGAAGGGGAAUGGAGGCAUGCAGGACUGAGGCUAGCGCCUUCUGUUGGAGCAGGUGGAUCUUCAGGUGCUUCUGGCGAUGCUUCUGGGAGACAGCAACAGCAGAGGAUGGAGGAGGGGCAAGAGGAGCGGCGCGAGGAAGAGGAGCAGAGGCAGCGGCAGCAGAGGGGGGAAGAGGAGCGGAGGCAGCGGCAGCAGAGGGGGGAAGAGGAGCAGAGGCAGCGGCAGCUGAGGGAGGGAGGAGGCGAGCAGUGGCAGGAGAAGGAGGAGCCGAGGGAGAGGCGUGGGCGGGUAUGGGGGACAGGUAAGGAAGAUAUGGGUCUGGCGGCAGGGAGAGGAGAGGCCGGUCUUGGUGAGGGAAUGGAUGCGAAGGUGGGCUUUCGUGGGCGGGAGGAGCACGUUGGGAGGGGGGAGCAUGUUGGGCGGGAGGGGCAUGUUGGGCGGGAGCGAGAGCAAGUGCGGAAGAGACCACGGGUGGAGAGGUCAACGCCGCCGCAGUACGAGCAGCAACACGUGCGUGACUGGGAGGAGAGCGCAAAGCAGCAGCAGCAGCAGCAGCAGCAGCAGUUGAGCCUGGCGAGCUUGGGCAUAGAAGAGCGGAGGGAACAGCAAAUGAAGUGGCAGGAGCGGGGUACCCAGAGCCCCCUGAAAGCCAAUGCUCAACACACGCCUAGUCACGUCCCACCCACUCCGUUAUCCCCUAUGGCGUGUGGCUUGCUAUCCCCCAUAAGACACAACCCGUUAGCACCCACAACUGACAGUGUUGUGGCUCCGAUAACACAUGGUCCCAUAACGCAUAUUCCCAUAAGCCAUACUCCCAUAAGCCAUACUCCCAUUAGCCAUACUCCCAUAACACAUACUCACCUACCCACCCGUGUACAGUCCGUGAAAGGAGAGCCCGUGGACGGAGUUGGACAGCUUAGUAGCCUCUCACUCGCGUCUGAAUCUCCUUUGCCACCGGCACAACCACCAGCAGCAGCAGAGGCAGACGCAGCAGCAGCACGUGUGGCCAGAAGCAUACAGUUCCUUCAUUCUUUGAGCCGCAUUCCAGGCAGGCUAGAUGCCACUGGGGCAGGGGGGGGGGCGGGGGCAGGGGAAGGGGCCGCGGCAGCAGCAGGACCAGGACCAGGCGCAGGGGCAGGGGCAGGGGUGGCGGCAGGGGCAGGGGCAGCGGCAGGGGCAGGGGUGGGUCCGGUGAUUUCAGAGUUGACUCAGCGGGCAAAGCAGCAGUGUCAAGCCCCUAGCCCACUGGGGCAGAGCGGAGGCGCGAGCCCUCCUGCGGGGGGGGAAGGCGCGAGCCCCGUGGCGCAGAGUGAAGCCGCCCGCCCGCUGGCACAGAGUCAGGGCGCCAGCCCUCAGGCGCAGAUGGACCUGAUGCUCAACGCCAGCUGGCACAGGCGGCACAGCGGGGAGGCACGGGGGGACCCGGUGGAGUUCGAGUUCAGGAUGGGGGCCCCGGGCGGUGACUCCGGGGAGGGCUCGUACGGGCAGAGAAUGGCAGAUGGCCAGAUGCAGAGAACGGGAGACGGCCAGAUGCAGAGAACGGGAGACGGCCAGAUGCAGAGAACGGGAGACGGCCAGAUGCAGAGAACGGGAGACGGCCAGAUGCAGAGAACAGGAGACGGUGGUGAGGGGAGAACAGCAACAGCAGUCAACACCUUUGGCCUGGGUGAUACUGCUGGGGUGGGUGGUAGAGGCUGGCUGGGCGAGGGAGCAACGGAGGUGCUUGAUUGGAGGGAUCCGUGGGGAGUGGGAGCGGGAAGGGGGAAAGAUAAGGGGGAGGGGGAGAGGUCGGGGGGUGAUGGGGGAACAGAAGUGAAGCUGGGGAUUGAUUUGGGGAAGGGGGGGCGGUGGGGGCUAGAUGGGGAUGAGGGGGGGAAGGGGGAGAGGUGGGGGCUUGAUGUGGGUGAGGGGGCAAAUCCUCUGCUUGCAAGCCACGUGGCACGUUUGAACAGUGUGGCAAGUAGGAGACGUGGCAAGCUGGUAUUGGAUGAGAGCCUCGCUCUGACUCUGGGUGGGAGUUUCUCGGAAGGACAGGGAAGCUUCCUGGAAGGGAAAGAGAGGUUAGUAGAAGGGGGGAAGAGCUCAGUCCCAGGAGACAGAGGCAGAGCGACUGAAACCGACGCUCUUGCUCCUGCUCCUGCUGCUGCUGCCACUGCUGCUUACAGUUUGGUUGCAAGCCCCCAUACGUCUGCUGUAGCUUUUCCUGCUGCUGCUGCCUCCACUGCCUCGCCUGCUCCUGCUGCUGCUGCUGCUCUCGGUGCUCCUGCUGCUCCUGCAGGCGUUGUUGCAUCAGCAGCAGCGGGAGGCUCGGACAUACUCCCCACCUUGGAGCAGUUUCUGGGGCACUUAAGACGGAGUAUGGGCGACGCACAGCUCCUGGAGCACCUCACACGCAGUGUGAAUGCCAACCAAAGCAGCUUGAGUGCGCAUCCCAGCUGCUUGAGUGCGCAUCCCAGCAGCUUGAGUGCGCAUCCCAGCAGCUUGAGUGCGCAUCCCAGCAGCUUGAAUGCGCAUCCCAGCAGCUUGAAUGCGCAUCCCAGCAGCUUAAAUGCAAGCCAGCAGCAGGAUAGACCAGAGGCAGGAUCAGCAGACAGGGUCCUUCACACCGCACUCCCACCCGCCUUUGUCCCACACUCCACUUUCCAAACCCCCCUCACUUCCUCAUCCCCUUUAUCAGCAGCCUCGUUAAGAGCUCCCCUCGAGCCAUACCCCGCUCUGCCACUAUCAUCCUCUUCCUCAGCAGCCUCGGGAGCUGCAGCCUCCGGAGUUGCAGCCUCGGGAGCUGCCCUUGCUUUGCUAAGUGCCAGCUUGGCCCACCGAGCCUGUCUUGCCUCGCUCUUCCCACCACCACGCCCAGCACCAGCGCCAGCGCCAGCGCCAGCACCAGCGCCAGCACCAGCACCAGCGCCAGCACCGGCACCAGCACCAGCUCCAGCACCAGCGCCAGCUCUCCCACCCCCACCGUCCACUCUCCCCACCCUCCCAGCUUCCACGGCCUUUGCUGCCCCGGCUCCCUUCCCUCUCUUCUCUCGUCCCUUUUCAGCCCCCACUCAAUCAUUCCUCCCACAGCACCCCUUUUCUUUCGUCCCUUCGUCCCCUUCACACUCUUUGGGCCUUGCCUCACUCGGCAAUCCUGCUGCUGCGGCUGCUGCUGCUGCUGCUGCGGGCGUUUCAGGUCGUGAGGUGGCUCCGACCCUUGGGCCCACUCUCAGCCUUGACAAUCUUGGUUCUCCUGGUGCUAGUGGUGCUGUUGCUGCGUCUGCAUAUGCUGGUGGUGGUAAGAGCGACAGUACGUUCGCCCGUCCGCUGUUCCUCUCUGACGUUGGGCAGGCGCAAGGAGAGGGGAGCGUGAGAGGAGGAGCGGAUCAGCUGGGUGGAGGUGCAGGAAGAGAAGGGGUGGGGGGGAGAGAUACAAGGGUUGGAGAAUCAGCCCUAAGGGGAGGAGUGGGAGGAGGAGGAGGAGGAGGAGGAGGAGGAGGAGGAGGAGGAGGAGGAGGAGGAGGAGGAGGAGGAGGAGGAGGAGGAGGAGGAGGAGGAGGAGGAGGAGGAGGAGGAGGAGGAGGGGAGGAGGAGGAGGAGGAGGAGGGAGGGGGGGGGGAGGAGGAGGAGGAGGAGGAGGAGGAGGAGGAGGAGGAGGAGGGGGAAGAGGAGGAGGAGGGGGGGGAGAGGGAGGAGGAGGAGGGGGAGGAGGGGGAGAGGGAGGGGUUGGAGCAGGUAGCUGCGGCAGUGGUGAUGGUGGCGGGGGAAGCAGCAGUGGGGGCGGCAGCAGCGGCAGAUGGAGGGAGGGGAAGGGAGGCGAGGAUAGGAGGUGGGGCAUGGAGGUGCGACUUGAUGAUGCCACGCUGCUGGCUCUGGGGCUGGGAGAUAUGAUCCGGGUGGCACCGGUGGGGCUGGGAGAUAUGAUCCGGGGGGCACCGGUGGGGCUGGGAGAUAUGAUCCGGGUGGCACCGGUAGGGCUGGGAGAUAUGAUCCGGUCGGCUGGACAGGCAGGAGCAGCGGCAACGGUGUCAGCAUUGGGGCUUGUGUCAAAUCAAGCAUUGCAAUCAGCAGCAGCAGCACCAGCAGCACCACCAGCAGGUGCAGGAUCUUCAGCAGCAGCAGCAGCAUCACGGGCACUGGCAUCAGCAAGCGCUGCUGCCACUGCCAGUGCGACUGGGCGAAGCCACGGAAGGGCAGGAGUGAGGGGCAGAGGGGCAGGGCGAGUCAAAGGGGGGGCAGGAGGAACAACAGGGGGAGCAGCACGAGGAGCAAGGGAAGGACGAGCAGGGGCAGCAGGGGGACAGGUCGGAGUGGGAGCAGCAGCAGGAGGAGGAGAAGGAGGGGGUGAAGGUGCAGCAGGGGUGGGAGCGAGCGGGCAGGGGGGCGGCAGGAGGUGCAGCAGGACGGACGGCAAGGGGUGGGUAUGCAAGCGGCUGGCACGCGAGGGCUUCCUGCUGUGCCAGCACCACAUCGCCGUCGCCAGCCAGUCCUCCUCCGCACCUAAAGGGGGCGGGGGGAGGCGCAACAGACUCAAGCAAGGGAAUCAACAGAAGACCAGCCUGCUUGGGGCGGAUGCUGCUGCUGCUGCUGGUUCUGCUGCUGCCGGGUCUGGUGUUGGCGGUGCUGCUGGUGGUGGUGGUGGUAGUAUGGCUGGAGAAAUGGACGGAGCUACUUCCCCCACUGUAAGAUCGGUGCAACACAGUGCUUCCGCUUGUAACAGCGGGGAAUAUAACAGCAGCCCCUGCAAUGGCGCGGUUCCCUCUGAGAGAGGCGAGGGCGGCCGUGUGAUAAGAAACAUCAACAACAUCAGCAUCAACAUCAACAUGAACCUGAGCAGCCAGUUUGAGGAGCAACAGCACAAGUAGCGCACACAUGGAGAAGUAGCCAAUAGCAGCGAGGGCGAAAAUGUGAUCAGGAAUUUUUUAAACAUCAACAUCAACAUGAACCUCAGCAGCCAGUCUGAGGAGCAGCGGCGCAAGUAGUGCACUGGGAUUCCCCAGUCUGGGAAGCUUCGAUUCGACUUGAAAUUCACCCUGUUUGAUGAGCGGCACAUGUAACGCACUGGGAGAGUGACGUAAAUAUUAGAUAAGAGAAGUUGCUUCGGUGCCGCUUUGGAAGAAAGGAGCUGAAGCAGGCUGAAAUUGUGGUUGUUAACAUAUUAUCAAAGUUAGAAACUAGAAUGAGGCAAACAGGUUGGUUUUGUCCAAGGGGUUGUACCCUCUAAGAGUAUGCACCUAUC